Amoebophrya sp. A120 is the source of this 2697-nucleotide messenger RNA. NCBI's taxonomy places the organism in Eukaryota, Dinophyceae, Syndiniales, Amoebophryaceae. The record is from the annotation of a GenBank genome assembly.
UGUAAUUCCCCUUAAAUGCGUCUCAUCUUGCCUCUAGUGCUAGUCCUAAAAUGAGGAUAAGAAGUAUCCGACCCUCUUCAACAGCGAUCUUUCUUGUUUCGCAUCGCUUGUGUCCACAUUCCGCGUAAAAACAAAUCCGCGACUGAUUUUUUUGCCUUUAUCUCAUAAAAAAUCUUUAUCAUAUUCUACAUGAACAUGUACUUAACCUUCGUAACUUUUUAGACGUCUGCGCGAGGUCGUGAAGGUAUGUUGUCUGCACCCGGUGGGCCGCCUACGUCUACUUCCGCUUCGUCGUCCUCCUCGCGGAUCGUCGACGAGGAAGUUUUGGAACGACGGAUCAAGGAAUUGGAUCGGCGUGAAACCGUUGCCCGAAACGCGCUAAACCAGAAGUGGGAGCGCAACCAGCCAGCGUUGGAACGCAUUGCAACCACAGAGUUGGCAUUCUGCAGAGACGUGCUCGCCCGAGGGAAUGGCGGUGCGUCGGAGCUGCUGCUCGCUCAAAUCCAGCAGGCGGAGACCGCUAAUCAGGCCUGUGUGCGAUUGCGGGAACGAGUCGCCCUCCAGAAGCACGCACGCGAGACGCUCUCGAAAUUAACGCGGUUGGAGCAUCUUGUGUCUACGCGACAGACCGAAAAAGCUACGGAUUACGGGUAGGGUUCAUACUUUUAUUGAAUCUUUUUGUAUACCUAUACGCUAAGUGCUACGUUGGUAAUAUCUUUUUCCCCUUUCCGACGCACUCUCACGACACUGAGGUUUUUCUUGUCAGAAUAAGGCGAUAAUCUUCACAGAACGGAAGUAGAGUAGUUUUAGCUUGUUCUUAGACGAGUCUUCUCUUCACGUAAUGCUAGUACUUGCAGGUUCCUCGUCUUUCUGAUGGAGAGUCUCCAGGCCGUUUCGUCCGGCGCCCUGGUCCCUUCGAGUUGCAGAAAGUUAGCAUUGCCGUCUCGCAUCGCGGCCAAGAUCGAGCAGUGCGCGGUUGCCGAGCUGGCGCACAUGGAGCGGUGGUUCUCCUCCUUGCUGUUGACAAGCAACUCGGAGCUACGUGUGCGGUACGUCGACGGAGACGAUGAAACCAAUCCCGCCGGUGGCGCGCACUCUGUCUGCAUGCGAAGAUUCUGGGCGUCGCUCGACCGUUUUCCGGACCUCUUGGAGCGCCGAGUCGAGAGCAUUUCCAGAAGAAUUAUUUCCUUUUUGCGGCACAACUUUCCCGCCAGCAACAAAUCCACCAGCCAUUCGGUGUCGACACGUACAGAGCAGCACAUUGACCCAGAAACAGGGGCCCAAAUGCGUUAUUGUGUAUGGCAGGUGGCUGAGGCGAGACCAGGCGACGCCGGCGUCGAGGGGACGAAGCCAGUCGAAUUUUUGGACGCCGGUGGCGCGCUGGUCGCCUGUUUGCUGUUUCUGCACCGAAAGCUGUCACUCAGUCCGGACAUCGGGGGUAACCGGAUUUGGUCUGCGACCGCCCAGGGACUCAUGGGCUCGGCCGCCUCCCCCCGUCGCAGUCUGGAUCUCCGGCGAGGGCGGUCGAAAGACGAAGACGUCGACCAUGAUAGGAUGUUCGAGGCGGAUGACGGUUUUUCACUGCAAGAAGACACGACAAGCUCAUUUUCCAGUGCGACGGUCGAGACUCUGGAAACGCGCACGCGGGACGCCGGGUUGCACUCGCUCGCGGUCGUGGGCGAUUUGCUUCUGCGGCACCAGCACGAGCAAACGCAGCAACGGAUUGGCACCCUGCUCGAGCAGGGCCGGCGGUUGUUGUUCGCAGCGAGCCCGCAAUCUUCCAAGCUGCAGCCACUGGGGGCAACCAAUAGUGAUCGCGCCGACGGCAAUAAAGACGAGCAAGAAACAGCGGAAUUCUGGCGCCUUCUGCGAGCCGUUCUCGAGGCCGGGGGCCCGCUGAAUGAGGAGGCAACAACUGCGUCCGGAUCGGAGAGUUUGGCGGCGGCGGAAGACCUUGUUAGUCUCUUCCUCCUGGUCAGGAGUACGCAGCGAGGUGAUCUCAGCCGCGACACCCCGGCCUGCCUGAGUUUUUUCCACAGUUGCAACGUGCUGUCGGAGUACCUGACUACUUUCGGGAUGCGUAGAACGUCCGCAGCCGCGGCGACCACACUGUUGCGCCUCGCCCUGCAGCUGCGCCAGAGCGCGGAGGAUCGCCUGCGGGAAAGGAUUCUCGUCGUGCGCGGCAGCAUGGCUAGCCGCCUCGCGCUGGUGGAAAGUGCGGACAACGUCAAUGCGGUGAGUACAGCCAUGGGCGAGGCGAUUCAAUUUGUCAAGGACCUGCUCACAGCCAUGGACCAAAUCAACAAAUACCUGGACACACACUCGGUCCGACGCUUUCUGGCUGAGGAAUACGUCAAAGAGUUUUCCACGUACUUCAACCGUUUCAAGAAGAGCACACGGGAUGAGAAGAUCCUAGAAGCCCUGCUGCACUUGCAGAGCCUCGGGAUUGUGGAAGCCGAUUUGCUUCAAUUCCAGACCUUCUUCACAGAACAAGCACGGCUCAUUGGGAACUAGUGGACGACUGAAAUUUCGCUGUGAUUCUGACACGAAACAAGGUGUAAAAUUAUCACACGUUGUCAACACUAGUGAUACUAGUGCCAAAACAAGAUCGCAUUCAUUGGAGCGGCGCUCAGUGCUCUUGCGCGAGGGCGAGCGUAUCGGACUCCGUCGUGUUCCAUGCUACUCGGUCGCUUCUUG